This is a messenger RNA of Paramecium octaurelia, 170 nucleotides long. NCBI's taxonomy places the organism in Eukaryota, Ciliophora, Oligohymenophorea, Peniculida, Parameciidae. The record is from the annotation of a GenBank genome assembly.
AUGUAACAAAAAUUGUAAAAAUCUAACUAUUUCUUAGAACUGAUUUGAGCAGUAUUUUUUAGAGAUUAAUGAGAGACCUUAGAUUUCUCGUAAAGAAAUACAAACCAAAAGAGCAAUUUGAAGAUUACCCGAAACCGAAAGAACUGAUUAGAUAAAAUCUAAGUUGGUGA